AUGACAAGAUUCUCGGCAAUUAUAAUUCUGGUGGUUUUAAUUGGUGCUGUUCUGGUCACAUCGGCCGAAGCUCGAGGGGGCGGCCACGGGGGAGGUGGAGGAGGAAGAAGUGGUGGUUGGGGUAGUGUAGGUGGAGGUGUAGGCGGUGGCCAUGGUGGCCACUCCGGUUCGAUAAAGUGGGGUGCGGCUGGUUCUAAUUUUGGAGUUCCUAUAAUGAUGGUCAUCUUGUUUCUGACAAGAUUCUCAUCAAGAAACGUCGCAAUAAUAAUUCUGGUGGUUUUAAUAGUUGCUUUUCUGGUCGCAUCAGCCGAGGCUCGAAGAGGCGGCGGCGGCGGAGGUAGAGGAGGUCGAGGUGGUGGUAGCAGCGCUAGAAAUACUCCGGUAAGGGGUUUUACCCCUGCAGCCGGUAGAGGCGUAGGCGGUGGUCUUUUGGUCGGAGCCGGUGCCCGUGGUGCUGGUGGCCAUCGUGGCCACUCCGGUUCGAUUAAAUGGAGUCCGGCUGGUUUUAGUUUUGGAUUUCCUUUAAUGGCGGUCAUUUUCUUGGUGGUGAUUUGA
Mercurialis annua (annual mercury) is the source of this 555-nucleotide messenger RNA. RefSeq names its product glycine-rich cell wall structural protein 2-like. The coding region runs from base 1 to 555 and encodes 184 amino acids. NCBI's taxonomy places the organism in Eukaryota, Viridiplantae, Streptophyta, Magnoliopsida, Malpighiales, Euphorbiaceae. The transcript is spliced from 2 exons. The record is from RefSeq and is a predicted model, not a curated record.